Molecule: messenger RNA, 1403 nt
Organism: Brassica napus (rape)
Lineage: Eukaryota; Viridiplantae; Streptophyta; Magnoliopsida; Brassicales; Brassicaceae
Product: calcineurin B-like protein 8
Exons: 9
Coding region: 160-804 (214 amino acids)
Biological process (GO): calcium-mediated signaling
Molecular function (GO): calcium ion binding; kinase binding
Source: RefSeq, a predicted model, not a curated record
AAUAAACCUUAUUUUUCCCCACCAAUCACAAAAGCACUCCACCGUCAUUGUAUCAUACCAAAAAAAAAAAACAGAAAGUCUUCUCAAACUCCAAAAUUUGAAGAACAGCAAAUCUAAAUCCAACCAAUAGGAACUGAAGACAAGAUCAUCCAGAGAAAAAUGUUGGCAUUCGUGAAACGCUUUUCCUUGAAGCGAACAAAGCAUCCUCGCGGAUAUGAGGACCCUCAGGUUCUUGCAUCUGAAACUCCAUUUACGGUGAAUGAGAUAGAAGCUUUACACAAUUUAUUCAAGAAGCUAAGUACAUCCAUUAUCAACGAUGGUCUUAUCCACAAGGAAGAGUUUCUUCUGGCUUUGUUCAGAAACAGCAGUAUGCAAAAUCUAUUUGCCGACAGAGUGUUUUAUAUGUUUGAUAGGAAACGAAACGGUGUGAUUGAGUUUGGUGAAUUCGUUCGUUCACUAAGCAUCUUCCAUCCACACACUCCGGAACAUGAAAAGUCCUCAUUUAUGUUCAAGCUUUAUGACCUUGAUGGAACCGGCUUCAUCCAGCGCCAUGAGUUGAAGAAAAUGGUGGGCGCACUACUUAGCGAAACAGACUUAGGACUAUCGGAAGAAUCCAUUGAAGCCAUCGUCGAACAGACAAUGAUUGAGGUUGAUACGAACAAAGAUGGCAAAAUUGAUGAAGAAGAGUGGAAAGAGCUCGUCGCAAAGAAUCCUUCAAUCCUCAAAAACAUGACUUUACCCUACCUCAAGGAAGUGACUUUAGCAUUCCCAAGUUUCGUUCUUGACUCCGAAGUAGACGACUAAAAGUAGAAAGAAACCUCAUGAACAACGAACGUGCCAGCGUUUUUCCCGAUUUUAUUACCUCGAGGGCUUUUUUUAUGGGUAAAUCUCCAAAAUAGCACAUUUUUAAGUUUAUAUCACAAAAUAGCACUCAAAAACUAAAAUGACCAAAAUAGCACAUUUCUAAGUUUAUCCUUUGAAAAUUUUAAUUUUUUUAUUUUUCAAAAUUUGAAAUCUUAUCCCCAAAACCUCAUUUCUCAACUCUAAACCAUAAACCCUAAACUCUAAACCCUAAACCCUAAACGCUAAACCCUAAACCCUAAACCCUAAACUCUAAACCCUAAACCCUAAACUCUAAACCCUAAACCCUAAAUCCUAAACCCCACCUUUUAACUCUAAACCUUAAGUUUGUGACUUUUGAUAAAACAUUAAAUGCUAUUUUUGUGACUUUUGACCUUGAGUGCUAGUUUGGAAACAAAAACUUGAUUUAUUGCUAUUUUUGUCUUUUUCUUUUUUUUUAAUCCUUCUUUUGUAUUAAUUAUAUAUAAACCGGUCCGGUAAUACUUGAUACAAGGCUCAAAAUGAUUGGCGUUCUUUUUUUUUUUAAUUACUUUUCUUUACCA